AUGGCGGAGGGAGGAGAUGACGGCCAUGGCGAAGGACGGAGAAUGGCGGAGGGACGCGACGGCACGACGAGGCGAUAUUGCGGCCAUGACGAGGUAAUGGAAGAAAAUAAUGUUGUUGAUGAGUUAGGUAGUUGUGGUUGGAAGCUGAAAUUGGGCAUGCCAUUGAACUCUGAACAAUCUGCGUAUGACUUUUACAAUAACUAUGGCGGAAAGGUGGGCUUUAGUAUUAGGAAGUCGUAUGCACACAAGAACAAACAACCUAAGGAAAUAACUUUACGGACUUUUGUAUGUUAUAAAGAGGGAAGUCGGGGUAUUGACAAGCAAGAUCCACUAGUAAAAUUUUCGAGCCAAGAGGUGAGAUGUGGUUGUGGUGCCCAAAUGAGUAUCAAGUUAGAUAGAAAUUUAGGAAAAUAUGUUACAAUUGAUUUUGUUGAACAUCAUAAUCAUGACCUUGUGCAUCAAGAGUGCAUUCAUAUGUUGUCAUCCCAAAGAAAAAUAUCUACCACCCAAGCAAUUGAAGUAGAAUUGCCUUUAGAAUCUAGAAUUCCUCUUAGGUCUGCUUAUGAGCUAUUGGGUAGGGAAUCUAGUGGAAGAGCAUCACUUGGCUUCACCAAAUUGGACCAAAAAAAUUAUUUGAGAUCGAAGAGACAAAAAGAUUUGGAAUAUGGAGAAACGGGUAGUGUGUUACAAUACUUUCGUAAGAAAACCGUGGAAAAUCCAUCCUUUUAUUAUGCAGUCCAAUUAGAUUGUAAAGAACAGAUAACUAAUAUAUUUUGGACCGAUGCUCAAAUGAUAAUGGACUAUGCUCAAUUUGGUGAUAUAGUGACCUUUGACACUACUUACAAAUUAAAUAACGAGCAUAGACCUUUUGGGAUCUUUGUUGGAUUUAAUCAUCAUCGAGAAACAGUUAUAUUCGGUGCAACAUUGAUGUAUGAUAAAACUGCCGAAUCAUUCACAUGGUUGUUUUAG
Camellia sinensis is the source of this 969-nucleotide messenger RNA. RefSeq names its product protein FAR1-RELATED SEQUENCE 5-like. NCBI's taxonomy places the organism in Eukaryota, Viridiplantae, Streptophyta, Magnoliopsida, Ericales, Theaceae. The record is from RefSeq and is a predicted model, not a curated record.